GGUGGGACCCGGCCAGAGGGGCGGCGGAAGCCCGCGCUGCAGGCUCGGCAUGGCGCUGCGCGCCGACCAGGUGAGCCUCAUCGGGCAGGUGUUCGAGUCCUACGUGCUGCAGCACCACCGGGACGACAUCCUCGGCAUCCUGCGCCAGGGGGACGACGAAGCGCACUAUCCGGUCCUCGUCGACGCCCUGACGCUGUUCGAGACCAACAUGGAGAUCGGGGAGUACUUCAACGCCUUCCCCAGCCAGGUGCUGCCCAUCUUUGACGGAGCGCUGCGCCGGGCGGCCAUGGCGGUGCUGCAGGCUGCCACACCAUCCCCGGAGCUCCGCAUGAAGCCCAACCUCCACGCCAGGAUUUCAGGUUUGCCCGUUUGCCCAGAGCUGACUCGAGAGCACAUUCCUAAGACCAAGGAUGUGGGUCACUUCUUGUCUGUCACUGGGACUGUCAUCCGUACCAGUUUGGUGAAAGUGCUGGAAUUUGAGCGGAGCUACAUCUGCAAUAAGUGCAAACACGUUUUUGUGGCUAAGGCUGACUUUGAGCAGUACUAUGCUUUCUGCCGUCCAUCAGCCUGCUUGAAUGAAGAGGGCUGCAACUCAACCAAGUUCACUUGCCUCUCUGGAACAUCCUCCUCUCCUACCAGCUGCAGAGACUAUCAAGAAAUCAAAAUUCAGGAGCAGGUUCAAAGACUGUCUGUCGGAAGCAUCCCUCGUUGCAUGGUGGUUGUUCUGGAAGAUGACUUAGUGGACAGUUGCAAAUCUGGAGAUGACAUCACAGUGUAUGGAGUGGUAAUGCAGAGAUGGAAACCUUUCCAUCAGGAUGCACGUUGUGACUUGGAGCUUGUUUUGAAAGCCAACUACAUUAAAGUAAAUAAUGAGCAACUAGCAGGUGUAAUAAUUGACGAAGAAGUCCGCAAGGAAUUUGAAGACUUCUGGGAAAAGCAUAGGAAUAAUCCCUUAGCAGGGAGGAAUGAAAUUUUGGCUAGCUUAUGUCCUCAAGUGUUUGGUUUGUACCUGGUGAAGCUGGCUGUAGCCAUGGUGCUUGCUGGUGGUGUGCAGAGGAUUGAUGCUACAGGAACUCGAAUCAGAGGUGAAUCGCAUCUUCUGUUAGUUGGAGACCCAGGAACAGGGAAAUCUCAGUUUCUCAAGUAUGCAGUGAAGAUUACACCACGGUCUGUGCUUACUGCAGGAAUUGGAUCUACAAGUGCAGGUUUGACAGUGACUGCUGUGAAGGACUUUGGGGAGUGGAACUUGGAAGCUGGAGCACUGGUGCUUGCAGAUGGAGGCCUUUGUUGUAUUGAUGAGUUCAAUAGCAUCAAAGAACAUGACAGAACCAGUAUCCAUGAAGCAAUGGAGCAACAAACCAUCAGUGUAGCAAAAGCAGGUUUGGUAUGUAAGCUUAAUACAAGGACAACCAUACUGGCAGCAACAAACCCCAAAGGCCAUUAUGAUCCUACUGAGUCUGUCUCUGUCAACAUAGCUCUUGGCAGUCCCCUGCUGAGCAGAUUUGACCUGGUCUUAGUGUUAUUAGAUACAAAGAACGAGGAGUGGGACCGCAUCAUUUCAUCUUUCAUCUUGCAAAAUAAAGGUUGCCCUAGCAAAUCAGAAAGGCUCUGGAGCAUGGAGAAGAUGAAAACCUACUUCUGCCUUAUAAAAAGGAUACAGCCAAAGUUGUCUGAUGAGAGCAACCUGAUCCUUGUACGCUAUUAUCAAAUGCAGCGUCAGAGCGACUGCCGGAAUGCUGCCCGCACCACCAUUCGCUUGUUGGAGAGUUUGAUACGCCUUGCAGAAGCUCAUGCCCGCUUGAUGUUUAGGGAUACUGUGACUUUGGAAGAUGCUGUAACUGUGGUAUCAGUGAUGGAGUCUUCUAUGCAGGGAGGUGCACUUCUUGGAGCCAUCAAUGCCUUACACACCUCAUUCCCAGAAAACCCAAUGGCACAGUACCGAAUGCAGUGUGAACUCAUAUUGGAGCGACUGGAGCUGCAACAUCUUUUGCACAAGGAGCUACAAAGACUUGACAGAUUACAAAAAGGAAAUUCUUGCCAGUUACAGCCUGAAGAGACAAGCUUCAGUGCUACUACAGGAUGCUUGAGCAAAAAUACAUUUGAGUCAAAGCAAAAGUCUCAGUCAGAACCUUCAGAUCAACAAAAGAUUGACUCCUGUCCACAGCCUUCUUUGCCCAAAAGCAAUUGUGAAGGAGAUGAACACCCAGAAACCUUAUGCAACCCAACACCUGGUAACAACAUAGGUACAAAACGCUUGCUUAACCUUAACAAGACAGGUGAUGAUGGCAGCCUGGGAUGGUUUGACAGCCUGGAGGACAGAAACGCUGAUGCUGAAGAAACUUUUUGGAAGACAUCUCCAGAUAAUGUGGCUUUAAAAUCCACAUCUAAGCCCUCCUCUUCAGAGGAAAGAAAUUCUUCAAUCCCAAGGAGAGAAAAUGAAAUAAGAGGGUCACUAACAACUGUUACUCUGUGUGCUUCUUUGGAGCAAGACAAAGGUUCUGAGAUAAGCAGCAAAAGGACUGAGGAACACAAAUGUUUUUCUUCAGAAACAAACAUUCAAGACCCAACGUUAACAAGUGCCAGUAUGCAGGAAUCAGUUAUUACACACCGGGUUUCUAAAAGCCUGCAGAGGCUGCGCACAGAGAAAUCACAUGGAUUCUUUACUAGCACACAGAACUCUGAAGCAAAGGCCCUUCCCUCAGUAUUACCUGUGUCUGGCCUGCUGGAUCUUUCAAGUGAUACAGACUCAGUAGUAGGAGAUGAAAAUAAUAGUGCAUCUGCAGCAGCAAAACAUGCAGUAAUUUCCAUGAGAAAACGAAGUAAAGGUCAAGCAGGGAAGGAAGCAAAGACAGUACGUUCUCAUGAGCCAGAAAUUACUGGCAGUGAAAGUCCUCCAGCAGUUAAACUAGCUAAAUUUUCUUUCAGACGGAGGACAAAUCAUGAUCAUUCUUCUGAGAAGAAAAAUGCAGAAUUUUCCCUUUUUCCAAGUGAAAAUACUGUUAAACCAGGAGAGCAGCUCCAGGGAGAGCAGCUGCCAAAAAAUUGCUGCCCACCUGAGAAACACAAGAUGACACUGACUCGCUUAGGAAAAAAGAGUUUGGAAAAGCAAUCAACUGGUAAUAAAGGGAAUGAAGAGCAGCUGAGUCAGGCCUUAGGGAAAGAGAUGGGAGGAAAUGCACUGCUGCAUUCUGAUGUCACACUUGAUGUGUCACCUCCACCCACUGAAAAAAGAAGAGAUGGAGAGGAGAAGCUUGGUGGUCCAAGCGCAGUGAGAGUAUGCUCCAGCACAUUAGAAAACCUCUCUAGGUUCUGCUUUGUGUCACGUCCUGACUCAAAAUCAGAAACUCCACCAACUGUCAAGACUGACACUAACAACAAGGAAAGCCACAGCCCAUCGCUGAAGGUGCCUGUGAGCAAUCCUAAUAAAAGGAAGAGUUUUGCAUUGGGAAACGCAAGUAAAGACAGUGCGGUCACCCGAAAAUCUCUCUUCUCAAUAGCAGAGCUGGAUGAUGCUGCAUUAGACUUUGACUGGGAUUAAGAGUGCAUUUUAUGAAUGGGAUUAAGAGGUUAGGAAAAACCCAAGUUUGUAACGUGUAUUCUCCAAAUUACUUAACACAUAGCUUUUCUGAAUCUACAUCCUUCUGUUAAUUGUAUCAACAGUAUCCAUAGGCUACUAAAGCAUUUAAAAAUAGUCUUGAAUGCCUGUUGAUACCAAUGAACAUACUUUAAGGGCUGCAUACUUUACAUCAGCCAAAGACUGUGUAUACUACAGGCUUUAUGUGGCUUUUCAUUUUAUGAAGUCUUCCCGAGAAUGCUAAUGUGGAUUGACUGUUCUGAAUGAUCUGAUUUAACCCAAAGGCUCAAAUGUUUCAUAUAUCCAGAGUACAGCGGCAUUAGCAGAAAAGCAGGUUUAAUUGUCCUUUUUUUUCACGUAGCAGUUGGAACUAUGUGUGAUACAGAUCGUCCUUUUGAGUGACCGCGCUACUUUGGAAAAAUGAUGAUGCUAAAAGCUAUGUCAUUAUGUUUUGUUUCCCUAUAUAUGUUUGUUUUCAGCAUAGCUAGCUAUAUUGUGAUUUAUCAUCAUGCUGUGCUGAAUAUCCCCAUAUCAUCAAUAUCAUAGCAACUUUGCUACAUAUCUGGCUACUGUGUUCCUUAUCACACUGCUGAUGUUGAAGAUAUGUAUCUAGGGCUUUUUAUUUCCGAUUUUUUUUUAAAUUAUUAUUUUAUUUCAGUUUUAAAUACAUUGAUUCAGAUGUUUGUAUCUGUAUUCUGGGUCAUUUUAUCAAAACCCAGUUCUGUAAUAAACAGGUAGUUCUUCAUGGCAGAGAGAACAAAUUUCACGUAACUGGAACUUCUCCGCAAUCAGAGCAACUUUAAUGCAGGUGUUAAGCCUUGGCAUAUAAACUGCACUUCAGACCUAGCUUCAUGGUGAAUAGUUAACCUAGCACAACUUAAUUGUGCCUCAGAAAAUGUUUAAUUGACUAUUUAAAUUAUGAUUAGUGUUUUACUACUAGUUUACAUCAGUUUACAUCUGAUACGGUUUACCUUCUGUGGCAUGCUGCAAUCCUAUGUAAUUCAUUUGUCUGAUUGGAAAUUAAUCUACUAGUGUAUUACGUGUUUACAGAGAGAAGCAAGCCUUGAAUUUCCUUCCAUGACUUGUCAGGUAUGUUUCUUCUGUGUUUGAAUUCUCCACAGAAUAUUCUUGUAAUUACCUACAAGGUAAACAGAGAAUGAAAUGGUUGCUUAUGGCACAGUAAAUCCUUUGAGAGUCUUGCUAGCACAAAGAAGGUCUUAUUUUUCUUGAUUUGUUUAAAAUUAGCAGUAGCUCCCUUGAAACUGGG
Messenger RNA from Centrocercus urophasianus (Greater sage-grouse), 4841 nucleotides. It is a transcript of the gene MCM9, whose product is annotated as minichromosome maintenance 9 homologous recombination repair factor. The coding region runs from base 50 to 3538 and encodes 1162 amino acids. NCBI's taxonomy places the organism in Eukaryota, Metazoa, Chordata, Aves, Galliformes, Phasianidae. Gene Ontology annotation, molecular function: single-stranded DNA binding; ATP binding; single-stranded DNA helicase activity. Gene Ontology annotation, cellular component: nucleus; MCM complex. The record is from RefSeq and is a predicted model, not a curated record. The transcript is spliced from 13 exons. Gene Ontology annotation, biological process: double-strand break repair via homologous recombination.